AUGAAUCAUCCAUGGAGGCAUAACAAAAGAUCUUUCAAUGGAAAAACUGAACUCAAGUCUCCACCGCAGUUGUUAGAAGGUUCAACUGUAUUUGAUAUAUUGCAAGAGGUAGAUAAUUCUUUUGGAAAGAAGCAAAAGAGAUCAAAGAAUGGCAUAUCAAAUUGGAAAAAAUGGUCAAUCUUUUUUGAUUUACCAUAUUGGAAGUCCAACAUGUUUAGACACAACCUUGAUGUCAUGCACAUAGAGAAGAAUAUAGGUUAUAGUAUAAUUGGAACUCUUUUAGAUAUUCUCGGAAAGACGAAAGAUCAUGCAGCUGCUCGUUUUGACCUUAAAGACAUGGAAAAGAAGAUUUCUGGUUACAAGGCCCAUGAUGCUCAUUUCAUGUUGCAUUACUUGUUGCAAGUACCAAUCAAGAGCAUACUUCCUGACCAUGUUGCCAUCGCUCUAGUUCGAUUAUGUUCAUUUUUUCACCGAAUAUGUCAGAAAGUAAUUAGCCUAGAUGAGGUAGUUAACUUAGAAGCAGAGAUUGCUGAGACAUUAUGCCAAUUGGAGAGGAUUUUCGCUCCUAGCCUUUUUGACAUAAUGGUGCACUUGCCUAUUCAUUUGGCAAAUAAGGUGACGUUAGGUGGUCCAGUUCAAUAUCGUUGGAUGUACCCCGUUGAACAGUAUAUGUGCACACUAAAAUCGUAUGUUCGUAAUAGAAGUCGUCCAGAAGGAUCCAUUACCGAAGGAUAUUUAGCGAAUGAGUGUAUCAAUUUUUGCACAAGAUAUUUGCAUGAAGAUGUUCAGACAAGAUUUAAUAGAAUCCCUCGGAACAACGAUGAGUGUGUUUCAGAUGAGGAUGUGCCUCGUUGGGCAAAAGGGUUGGUUAGGGGUCCAAAUCAAGUUGCAAAAAGAUUUUCAGGUUAUAUUAUCAAUGGGUAUAGGUUCCAUACAAGGCACCGUGAUGUGAGACGUAAAACUCAAAAUAGUGGUGUCACAUUAGAGGCAUUGACUCCUAGUUUUGCUAGUGUGAAAUAUAAGAACCCAAUUGAAGCAAAAGUAGCCUACUAUGGUAGAAUAGUUGAUAUGUUUGAGUUAGAUUAUUAUGGCCAAUUUAAGGUAGUCUUGUUUAAGUGUGAGUGGUAUACAGUUGCAAAAGACAACUUUGGUCUUUCAUAUGUGUAUUUCAAUAAAAAAUGCUACCAAGAAGAACCAUUUAUGCUAGCAUCUCAAGUAAACCAAUGCUUUUAUGUGAAAGACCCAUAUGUUAGGGACAAGCACUAUGUUAUGAAAACAAUUCCAAGAGAUUUAUUUAGGGUAAGUGAUGACCUUGAGUCUGAUUCCCCCAUAAUAUAUGCAAGGGAGCCAUGCGCUCCUCCCUUCACCCUUCGCCCUUCGCCCUUCACCUUCGCCUUCGUCACUCUUCGUCACUGA
This is a messenger RNA of Arachis duranensis, 1416 nucleotides long. RefSeq lists its product as uncharacterized. Bases 1 to 1416 code for a protein of 471 amino acids. The record is from RefSeq and is a predicted model, not a curated record. NCBI's taxonomy places the organism in Eukaryota, Viridiplantae, Streptophyta, Magnoliopsida, Fabales, Fabaceae. The transcript has 3 exons.